CGGGGUGGUGUGAAAGGACACAGUCACAGCCGCCAGUUUGUGAUCCUGGUAACUGUCCCAGUGAGGGUAAACAAACGCCAGCUCACACCUAUCAGCUGAAGUGGGAGUAUAGAGUGUACUGCUGCUUUAACACACUGAAAACAUUGAGUAGUAGCCUAGUCAUUCAUUUGUAAUUUGAGGGGAAUUUGGAAUUGGAAUAAUGUCAUUCCGGAAGAACAAAAAAGAACCCAGGAAAGAGUACCUGUCUGUGAAGGACUUGGAAAAGAUUUUGGAUUCUUGCACGUUGCGGUUGACCCAGAUAAAUGAGGUUUGGCCGAACAUAUUCAUAGGAAAUGUCAGAGGACUCGACUCACUUUGAUCUGGAUGUUUACUUCAAGCCCGCAGCUGAUUUCAUUCACAAAGCAUUGAAACAACCAGAUGGGAAGAUUCUCGUCCAUUGCAUUAUGGGUAUGAGCAGAUCGUCUACCUUGGUGUUGGCGUACCUCAUGUUGUAUUGUCACAUCCCCCUCCAUUGUGCUCUUCAGAAAGUAAUCCAGAAAAGAGCCAUUUACCCUAACAGGAACUUCCUGGCUCUGCUGCUGGACCUAGACCUUCAGCUGGAGAGAAAACAGAAAACCUGUCUGAUUCUGUAGAGAUCAGAACACAGCAAAACAGACCAAACCUCACAAGUUAAUAUUUGUAUCAGUGCACAACGAAGAAGCAUGAAAAGAGGAAGUUGAUUUUCAAAUCAAGUGGGAAUGAAUCUAUGUCAAAUCCCUUUCUAGUGCACAAACUACCUAAAACAAACAAGUAUACCUCACCUACAUACAGUAUGUUGAAUAAAAUAUGUUGCAA
Oncorhynchus gorbuscha (pink salmon) is the source of this 834-nucleotide messenger RNA. Its product is annotated as dual specificity protein phosphatase 26-like. Gene Ontology annotation, cellular component: cytoplasm. The transcript has 3 exons. Gene Ontology annotation, molecular function: protein tyrosine/serine/threonine phosphatase activity; MAP kinase phosphatase activity. NCBI's taxonomy places the organism in Eukaryota, Metazoa, Chordata, Actinopteri, Salmoniformes, Salmonidae. Bases 333 to 632 code for a protein of 99 amino acids. Gene Ontology annotation, biological process: protein dephosphorylation; negative regulation of MAPK cascade. The record is from RefSeq and is a predicted model, not a curated record.